GGGUGGGAGGAAGUAUGCGGUAGAGAAGGCGAGUUGGGACAGGCAGAGAGCGAUACCGUCGUUUGUUUUCGUCCAUCAGUAAACCGCUCCACUCGUAUCAAGCACACACUUUGAUCAAGGGUCUCACAACACGAGUGUGAGUGUCCACUCUCACUCUCACAGCAAGAGUGUCAUCUCUAGUAGCUCUUUCUCUCCCUAACAGACUGAAAGGCCUCAUUGUGUGGCCCUGCCCCACCGCCAACUGCAUAUAAGGUUCACCACCUAAAAAUUCGGCUGCCUCGGAUGUUUGUCUACGGUUACUAUUAUAGCUGUCUCCAGUUUGAAAGUCCACUAUUUCAUCUCCGUAGUGGCUGUACUUGACCAAUUGCUGCUGUUUUCCACUUCUGACUGACCAGUGUGACAGAGAGGGAGAGAAAGAUAAUGGCUGCCUGUAUCGCUGGGAUUCCUUUCCUUUUUCUUUUAUUACUCGCGUUCCUGGAGAGCCACGUUGUGACGUCAGCAAAAUGGCGACAGGCCAGGAAUGUGUUCCUGUCCAAUGUGGAUACCUUGAGCGAGACAAUGAAGCGACAACCAAGUCACAUGAUCACCACACGUGACCUAUUCGGUCUGACCGAAGACGAGGACGUCACGCUGAUGGACUCGGCACCGAGUGAGCAAGGAACCAUCAUCAAAAAGUACGGGGAGACUUAUAGAGGGCUUCCGGUAUUCGAUGCCAGCCUCACUGUGGAGACGGACGCCAAUACCGAUGUGUACACUGGUCAGGUGACCGGAAGACUGGCUCAGAACCUUGACGAUGACAUCAACUCUACAGUACCAGCUUUGAACGAGCCGGAAGUGAUGCUAUUAGCUGCCAACUACGGAAAAUUUUCGAUGGAAGGGGCCCGCAUAGACUACGAUAAACUCCAGUUGAUGAUCUUCGUGAAGGACAACGUAGCCAUCUUGGUUUAUCGAAUUCAAUAUUAUGCCGUAUCUAAUGGAAAAAAUUAUCGAUUUUGCAUGCUAAUCGAUGCGAAUAAUGGAAUGCUUGUUAAAAAAUGGAACACACUGGAAACCGCAAAAAACAAAUACAAAAUGAAAGGUGUCGGGGGUAACAAUUUGAUAGGUAAAUUGAGAUACGGAGAAGAACUACCAUAUUUGGAAGUGACACGUGAGGGCGAUGAUUGUUAUUUCGGCAACGAGUUCGUCACAGUGGUGAAUCUAAAGGGGGAGGAGUUCCUGCCUAAUGAAGCAGAAAGUAUUUAUAAUUUAAAAUGCAACACUACUGCGAAGGAUGAAGUGAACGGAGCUUAUUCUCCGAUAAACGAUGCUAUUUUCUAUGGCAAUGUCGUCUACAAUAUGUACAAAGAAUGGGUGAAGAUACCCCCGGUGAAAAAGCUGCCAAUGGCCCUCCGCGUACACUUUGGCCAAAACAUAGUGAAUGCUUUUUACAACGGAAGAAACUUCUCGUUCGGUGACGGCGACAAGGAGUAUCGGCCGCUAGUAAGUCUUGAUAUCAUUGCACACGAAAUAACCCACUGCUUCACGGAGGAACAUUCGGGCUUGAUAUACGAGGGGCAGUCGGGUGGCAUCGACGAAUCGUUCAGUGACCUGGCUGGAGAGGCAGCCGAGAAGUUUUUAAACAGAGGGGAGACUAACGAGUGGGAAAUUGGAGAGGACGUGUCUACGGUUCCACUUCGCAACGUGUGUAACCAAUCAACCGAUGGGAUGUCGAUCAUACAUGCUAGCGACUAUUAUGAUCUUAUGGACGUACACUACGUCAGUGGGGUAUUCAACAGGUUUUACUGUCUGUUAGCCAGAAGGAGAGGAUGGAAUACGAAAAGGGUUUUAAAGGCUGCGGCUCAUUCUAAUCGUUUCUACUGGCAUCCGACAACUACUUUCGUUGAGGCCGCUUGCGACUUCAUGAAGUCCGCUUACGAUUUUGGCUAUGAUACUAAACCGGUAGAGAGAGUUUUUAAAAAAGUUGGUAUAAAAGUGUGUGAUCUGUCUUCGUACAUCCGAACAGUGCACCAGAACUCAAAAAUCGAGGACCUAAGUGCGAUCCCUGAGGAAGAAAUCAUGUUUAAACUGAAGAUAAAGUCAGAAUUGAAGAAUGUGAAAAUUACUACGUUUGGCGGUAUGGGAGAAGCAGAUCUGUUUGUCUGCUACAAGAAACUCCGCUGCAAUGAGCAUUUGACGAAAUGGCGAUCGAACAAGCCCGGGACAAUCCAGAAAAUUUUAAUGGAGAGUCCAAAGAAAGGUAGAUAUUUCAUAAUAUUAAAAUCAAAAGUCGAGGAUUUUAUCAAAGAUGUAACUUUAAAAGUAACGUUUGAAGAAAAGUGAUGAGGAGAAAAAAGAUCCUUUGUUUCAAAAUAAUAAAAGAAAAAUAGUUAUGGAAUCUUAUGAGUUUUAAAAUAAAGAUAUGAAUUCAU
Octopus sinensis (East Asian common octopus) is the source of this 2408-nucleotide messenger RNA. Its product is annotated as elastase-like. The record is from RefSeq and is a predicted model, not a curated record. Bases 421 to 2319 code for a protein of 632 amino acids. Lineage: Eukaryota; Metazoa; Mollusca; Cephalopoda; Octopoda; Octopodidae. Gene Ontology annotation, biological process: proteolysis. The transcript is spliced from 2 exons. Gene Ontology annotation, molecular function: metalloendopeptidase activity.